AUGUCAAAUCUUACAAAACUCGAAUUUGUGGCUCUGGACAUCACUGAAAAUAACUAUUUAUCAUGGGUGCUAGAUGCUAAAAUUCACAUAGAUGCAAAGGGUCUUGGUGAGACUAUUAAGGAGGGAAAUGAAGAAAGUACACAAGAUAAGGCCAAGGCCAUGAUUUUCCUUCGCCAUCACCUCCAUGAAGGUCUAAAGACCGAAUAUUUGACUGUUAAGGACCUUCAAAUUCUUUGGGCCAAUCUAAAGGAAAUAUAUGACCACCAGAAAACUGUGAUUUUGCCUAAAGCUCGUUAUGAGUGGUUGAAUUUAAGAUUGCAAGACUUUAAGUCUGUUAGUGAUUAUAACUCGGCCAUGUUCAGAAUCACUUCACAAUUGAAUUUAUGUGGAGAGAAGAUUACUGAUGCAGAAAUGUUAAAAAGAACAUACUCAACUUUCCAUGUAAAUAAUAUUGUCCUGUAG
This is a messenger RNA of Gossypium arboreum, 462 nucleotides long. RefSeq lists its product as uncharacterized. NCBI's taxonomy places the organism in Eukaryota, Viridiplantae, Streptophyta, Magnoliopsida, Malvales, Malvaceae. The record is from RefSeq and is a predicted model, not a curated record. Bases 1 to 462 code for a protein of 153 amino acids. The transcript has a single exon.